CCUGCCGCUCGGGCCGGUUUGGGGGCCGGAGGAGCCGGGAACGGGGCGCCCCCUCUUCCUCUUCGCAUCUUUAUUUCUUUUUUUUUUUUUAAAGAGGCCGUUAACCCCUUCCCCCAAAAUAACUUUGGCCCCGUCAUCCUCUGCUUCCGCACUAACAAGGCGGCAGUUGGAAGACGAUGGACUGACUAGAUCAAAGAAGGGAUUGGGCUGGUUUCUGGGCUCCUCUGCACUGGUUUUCCUGCCUGGAAAAAGCCCAGAUCUUGGAUGGAGGCUGAGCUGGAAGGCGCUGGGGCGCUCACAGUGCAGGACUGUGCCAGCACCUCCAGUUGCCCUCUGUGUUUCUUCUGCAGGAAAAUUGCUCUUGGGCUUUCUCAGCUCCAUGACAAUGUGUGCUGGUAUCUGGGCAGGAAAUGCUCUGUCCAGUUGCAAGCAAAGGGCCAAUCUGACCUCAUUAUUUCAGACUGUGCAGAGCUACUCUGGCUGACAAGAGCCCCGUGAAGGAGGACCACUUGACCUGCAAGCCUUUGAUUCAUCAUGCCAGUGUCGACAAGAAUAUGGCAUAGCCCUCGACCGAAGCAUUAACAAGUAUGAGGCAUGUCGAGGAAAAAUAUGUCCCUAUUGCCAGUGCACCAGGACCGAAGUGGCAGAGGAAGAGACUAUGGAUGAUAUUAUAUUCAGAAGUGACACAGUACUCUCUGACAUUCACUUGCACACCCCAAAAGAGCGGCAUCUCAUGGUGCGGUUGAAUGGGGUUGGACAGCCAGUGUUUUUAUCACAGUUUAAGCUCCUUAGGAAGCAAACUGAUGUGGGAUUUGAGAUGAAAUACAAGAAUGCGUUUACAAGCGAAAAUGGCAGAGGUCGCAGCAGAGGUGACGGCAUUUCACUCAUUAUUGGACAUAACAAAAAUGAAAUGCCUUCUAAAGGAAUAGACUCUUUGCUAGAUGCUGAUGGUGAUUUGGAAGUUGUCAGAAGACCUCAGUGCACCUCCACCUCAGAAGCAGAGGAUUUGUCAAGGGAAAAGGUUUGUCCAAUGGUACUGAUGAAAGGAGGAGAAGACCUUUAUGAACAGGAAGAGCAAGAAUGUAGAAACGACAUCAUUAAAAUAGAACACACGAUGGCAACUCCUCUGGAAGAUGUUGGUAAACAGGUAUGGCGUGGAGCCUUUCUUCUUGCUGAUUACAUCUUAUUUGACCAGGACACGUUCAGAUGUUGCACACUUCUGGAGCUUGGAGGAGGCACUGGCCUCACCAGCAUUAUUGCAGCAACAAUUGCUGGAAGAGUGUAUUGCACAGAUGUGGGUGAAGAUCUUCUUGCCACCUGCGAGCAAAACGUAAGAUUAAACAGACAUCUCUGGGAGCCAGCAGGAAGUGAAGUUAAAGUAAAAGAGCUGGACUGGCUGAAAGAUGGCCUUUGUACUGAUCCUGAGGCACCCUACAGUUGGUCUGAAGCAGAGGUAGCUGACAUGUAUAACCAUGCCUCCGUGAUCUUAGCUGCUGAUGUGUUUUACGAUGAUGACUUGACAGACGCCUUCUUUGGAACGCUGCGCAGACUCACCAGCUCCCUAAACCGUGUGUGUACCAUUUACCUGGCAAUAGAAAAAAGGCUGAACUUCACCCUCAGAAGCAUGGACAUUGCGUGUGAAGCUUACAAUCAUUUUCAAGAUGCUCUGUCCAACCUGGCCAGCCUUAGAGAUGGUGAAAUGAAAUACACUGUUGAGCCUGUCAGACUCACUUUCUGCCAGUCCCUUGUUUAUGAACGAAUUGAGCAAUUGGAGCUGUGGAAGGUUGUUGCUGAACCACAGACGUGAUGGACAGCAGAAGAACACCUUUCUUUGGGGUGGUGAUGGUAUCCUAAGCCUUUUAGCACGUCCACAUAGAGCUGCUUUGGAGAAAGCAUGCGUUCUGUGGGAAUGGUCUCAGUGACUGAAAAGGAUACCGUCUCACCUUGGUUAAAUAGAUAUUUAUAGCAGUCAUAGCAGUUUGAAGCUGAAGUGGGUUACUGGUCAGUGCUGCUCCAUGUGAUGGGAUUCUUUUUAUUUGUCAAGUUUGAGAAAUGUCUUGGACACAGUGGCUGUCAGUGCGCUGUGCUCUUCCUUGAUAGCAGCUCUUUGAGGUUAGAAGUAGCAUGGCAGCAUGCACUAAUUGAGCAUGGUGAACAUUUUCUCUGAGCAUAUUGGCUCAUUUGGAAAGGCCAGAAAUGGACAAAUGGAGCAUGGCAGAUCUAGUGAACAGCAGGUUGGUCAGUCUCAGCAUAACAUGAGGGAGCCACAGCACACAGUUGGGAGAACUUGUUAUCAAGUGGUUGGAGGCUGAACCAGCACUGAUGAGCAUCCUGGGGAGGGGUCUUGAGAGAAAAUUUUGCUUAAAUAGGGUGUUCACUUGUCCCAGUUUAGCCAGGACAGUCCUGGAUUUCAGAGGCUGGUCCCAGCCAGUUAUUGAGAAUUAUAAGGGGUAUUCCAGAAAUGCAGGGGCACAGAGCUCAGUCUAGCCAGGAGCCGGAGCAGUGCAGAGCACCUUGCAGGCAGGCAGGCACCUGGGUGGAGGGAAGGGGAGGGUAGUGUCCUGAAGGUCCCGGGUGUCCCAGGUUUCCUUGUGGUCAGCUUAUGUUUAAGAAACUCAGUUUCCUUAGGCAAUGGAGGGCAAUUGGUCUGCCUCAUCUUUCAACAUUUUUAGUAAAAGGAGAUUAAGAUGUGAUGUGAUCAGUCUUUACAGGAUGCUUGCAUGGAAAAUGCAAGGGAAGGGGAAAACCCUUUUAUGUAACCAGGAUUUUUCUGUUAGAUGAAAAUACAUUUCGGUCCCACCAGACAACUUGAGUGCAAACACUGAAUCUCCAAGUUCCUCCUGCAGAACCUGAAUCCUUUCAAAGUAAGUUGUUACAGGUAACAUUGCCAUACCAACCACCAUUGACCCAACCAAAUCCUGAUUCCAGCCUUUUAUGAUGACUCACUGCUUAUGACUGUGUUGAGCCUCACCGAAUUCCAGCAAGUAGCUCCUAGAAUAACACAUUCAAACCAGGCAGUUAGGAUUCCUAACCUCCUUUGUCCAGGCAGAUUUCAGCCAACAGGAAACUUGUCCUAAACAGCAUCCAGUAGGGGAACAGAAGCCAACCACCAAUCUUGUGCCUUGUCUUCUCACCAAGUACUUCACUUCUGUUAUUUAAUUAUGGCACAAGCUGGUUGUCAAGUUCUCCACUUGUAGCAAUAAAACACCCCUUGGCCAGUGCAAAAGAAAAAUAUUGUUAUCUGGGAAGUUCCCAGCAAUUGAGCAAUGAUGCACAUAUUGUAGUGUCCUAUUACCACCAGCAACAGCGUACCUCUUUCAUGUAUACAUUGAGGAUCUUUAUUUUGGGCCAUAUUUAAGCAGAAGUUGCUGCUGCUGCACCAAAAGACACUAAACUGCUUAAGGAGGAAUUUAAAUGGACAGAGAAAAACAAGCCAAGAACUCCUUAGAUUGUCUCAAUUAUUUCCCUUUGCGAUUACUUCAGAAUCCCAGUACCACAUCUCCAGGAAACAGAAGAAUACUAAGGAUGCUUCAGUUAGUUACUUACUGAAAGUUACAUUGGCUAGUUCUCUACCUCUGAUGUUCCCUGCCAUUGAACAUCCACUAGUUAGAGGACUGUCCAGUCCAGCCGUCUGCAACAUCUACAGUUGCCCCAGCUAAUAGCAUUCUAUGCAGGCCAGGAUAAGAAGACAGUACCAGGGACAUCCUCUUACUCAAGGGCUACUAGGAAAGAGGGCAUUCUUUCUCAAGGCUCCAGAAAUGCAGGCUGGGAACAGCCAAUGCCAGUACAAUAUAUUGGCUUCAAUCAUUAUCUCUACACAUGACAAUUUCCAGCAACGUCCACAGUGUGGAUUCAUGUUGCUACAUAGCAGCGACACGCAGUAGAUCUGAAUGCUAAGAGAGUUAGAGCGUAUUGAGUUUCCACACCUUUAAUAUGUCUCCAGAUUUACCAAGUUUUAUGGAUUCCUCAUCAGAUUUCCUUCCAGUUGGUCAUUCAGUACACAACCAUUAGGUGUCUCUACUUUAUUCUCAGUUUCUCCGUGUUCACAUUGUGUAUGGGAAUGUUAAUGCAUACAAUGCUUCAAUAAAUCUCUUCCCUGUUA
Alligator mississippiensis (American alligator) is the source of this 4102-nucleotide messenger RNA. It is a transcript of the gene METTL22, whose product is annotated as methyltransferase 22, Kin17 lysine. Gene Ontology annotation, biological process: protein methylation. Gene Ontology annotation, molecular function: protein methyltransferase activity. NCBI's taxonomy places the organism in Eukaryota, Metazoa, Chordata, Crocodylia, Alligatoridae. Gene Ontology annotation, cellular component: nucleus. The transcript is spliced from 12 exons. The coding region runs from base 659 to 1807 and encodes 382 amino acids. The record is from RefSeq and is a predicted model, not a curated record.